GGUGGUCGUAUACAGGGAUAUGUAUGUGGGAAAGAAACGAUUUCUGCAUAAGAAUGGUAGUGAGCUCCAACGUGUGGCCCUGUUGCAGAACUACAAGUACUCUCAGCAUGAAACUGUCAGGGAAUGCUGGGAGUUGUGGUUCUGCAACAGCGGCUGUCAGGGAAUGGUAGGAGUUGUGGUUUUGCAACAGCUGGAGAUCAGGUUUUGCUUUUCUACAAUGGAACUUUUGGGUGUUUUAGAACCAGAAGAUGUACCUAAAGAAUCUAUGUGGUAUGCCUUCGCUCCUGGCGGAGAAUCUCCAAGUCCACGUGUUGGUCAUACGUGUCUAUAUGUAUCUGAUGCGCAAGGAAAGGGAAAAGUGGUCAUUGUUGGAGGGGCAGAUCCUGGGAGUUGCUUCUCUGAUGCACACAUCAUAAAUCUAGACACUUAUGAGUGGAAUAACCCUGACUGGAAGGAUCUGUUAGCACGCUAUGAGCAUGCAUGCUUUACAUCUAGCAGUGAUCCUACUAGAAUAUGGGUGUUUGGUGGAGCUGAGCAGGCAGAGAACAGAAACAGUAUUCAAGUAAUAAACCCAGAAAAUUGCUCUUGGAAGAAGCUGACCGUAGAAGGAUCUUGCCCUUCCCCACGGACAUUUCAUACAUCUUCUUCUGCCAUUGGGGACAAAUUCUUUGUUUUCGGAGGUGGAGAGAAAGGUGCUGAACCUGUUGCAGACAACAAGCUCCAUGUGUUUGAUACAACCAGCCUGACAUGGACACAGCCAGUGACAUCUGGUGAUCCUCCUAAGCCCCGUCAUGGACAUAUAAUUACCGCUGUAGGAACUAAGCUAUUCAUUCAUGGUGGGAUGGCAGGCAGCUCAUUUUUUACUGAUAUGUUCUACAUUGACACAGAUACUAUGAAGUGGGUGCAGGUGAAGACGAAGGGAGAUUUGCCCCCUGCUUGUGCGGCUCAUUCUGCAGUUUCUUGGAAGAAAUUUAUUUAUAUAUUUGGUGGGGUAACUGAAACUGGGCCUCUAAGCACGAUGUACAGAUUUGAUACAGAGGAACAGAUUUGGGCAAAGAUGAAGUUUGACUCUCCUAGUCCCCUGCCACGGUUAGAUCAUUCUAUGUGUGUUGUUCCUUGGAAAAUAAGGACUGACACUUCUGCUGAGGACCAUGACUUAGGGGAGGCUAUUCCAAUCUGCCUUAUUUUUGGUGGUAUGGAUACUUCCGGUGAGCUGUUCAAUGACUGCUAUGUAACUGCACUACAAGAGUAAGCGUGUAAGAAAUGUAAGAUCAGGUUUUCACAUCAAAUCAGCAUUUAGGUUCCAAUUUUCUCUACAAAUCAUGGACGAUCUAAUAAGGAUUUGCAGUGCAUGUAUGAAAUGCAGUAAGUGUACAAUAAAGAUUGU
Hyla sarda is the source of this 1387-nucleotide messenger RNA. RefSeq names its product Rab9 effector protein with kelch motifs (gene RABEPK). The record is from RefSeq and is a predicted model, not a curated record. The transcript has 8 exons. Bases 20 to 1252 code for a protein of 410 amino acids. NCBI's taxonomy places the organism in Eukaryota, Metazoa, Chordata, Amphibia, Anura, Hylidae. Gene Ontology annotation, molecular function: protein binding.